Mesorhabditis belari is the source of this 264-nucleotide messenger RNA. The record is from the annotation of a GenBank genome assembly. NCBI's taxonomy places the organism in Eukaryota, Metazoa, Nematoda, Chromadorea, Rhabditida, Rhabditidae.
AUGGGCGUUAUUGAUGAUAGAGUGGUGUGCAGUUCGGCAAUUGAACAAAGAACGAAGAAAUUCACGCCUGCACCAACAAUUUUCAAUGAUCACAUCGAUUACCUUGACUCUGAUGUCAACACACGGGCUCUGAACUCUCUUGUGAUGGUUUUUGUGAUCAAACCCUAUCGAGAGUUUCUCAUCACAAGUAGCAAGAGGAUCGUGUUAAGACGUAUGAUGAGGAUCUAUGAGAAUUCGAAUGCAAGCAAUCAACCAUGGACCGAG